Messenger RNA from Lacerta agilis (Sand lizard), 1434 nucleotides. RefSeq names its product atonal bHLH transcription factor 1 (gene ATOH1). Lineage: Eukaryota; Metazoa; Chordata; Lepidosauria; Squamata; Lacertidae. The transcript has a single exon. Gene Ontology annotation, molecular function: protein dimerization activity. The record is from RefSeq and is a predicted model, not a curated record. Bases 59 to 1093 code for a protein of 344 amino acids.
GCGUGCAGCAGGUCAGACGGCGGCGACUUCUCGCUCUGAGGUAAAGCUCGCAGACACUAUGAGCCACCUGCGCGCCGUGGCUGCUCCCAGCGAGUGGGGCGAAGGUGGCAGGGAUUUGGGCUCCCAGCAGCAGCCAUUGGAAGACAGUCUUCUGCUGGGACAGGAGGCGACUGCGGCAAGUCGCGGCUUCUCCUCAGCCUGGCUCGGCAUCUGCUGCCCAGGCCGAGUCACCUCGUCGCCCAGGUACCUGCUCUCAGGAGCAGCUGAGGGGGACGAUGAGGAAGAAGACGAGGAGGAGGACGACGAGGACGACGAGGAGCUCUUGGAGGCAGGCGCAGCCGAGCACUUGGGCGGCGGUAGCAGGAGCCGGAGCGGCGGGCCGGGGAAGCUGUGCGCGCUGCAGGAGCACCACCGACGCCACCAUCACCACCACCAGGCAGGCGGCACCCCUGGAGAUGCGCAGGCGCCACGGUCCCGCGCGCCUUGCCCCGGCGGCGUCGGCGGCGGGGGUCUGCUGCGCCAGGGCGGCCCUCAGGUGAGCGGCGUGCAGAAGCAGAGGCGCCUGGCGGCCAACGCCCGCGAGCGGCGGCGGAUGCACGGGCUGAACCACGCCUUCGACCAGCUGCGCAAUGUCAUCCCCUCCUUCAACAACGACAAGAAACUCUCCAAGUACGAGACGCUGCAGAUGGCACAGAUCUACAUCAGCGCGCUGGCGGAGCUGCUGCACAGUCCACCUCCCGCCGACGGCGCCCCCGCUAGCCAGACUUACGAGCGCGCGCCCUGCACCCCGCCUGUAGGGGGCGCUCUGCAGCAACAGCCAAGGUCCCAGGCCUCGGGACACUGCCGGACGCGUUUUCCCCAAGAGCAGCCUGCAGGGGGCGGGGCAGGAGGAGGAGGCUUCUCUGUGCAACUGGACCCGCUGCAUUUCCCCUCGUUCACGGAGUUGGGGCAGAAAGCCCCCUCACCGGCGCAGCUCCUGCCGCCGUCGGGCCAGCCCCAGCAGGAGCGGAGGAAACCCUCGCCGCCGGCCCAUCGUAGCGAUGGGGAGUUCUCGCCCCGAUCCCAUUACAGUGACUCUGACGAGGCCAGCUAGGCGCGCGGCAGUCGGGCAGGGAGGGAUGGGUGACAUCGGCGGCUGCCAGUCAAGCCGACCCUGAAGCUGACCGGGGAUGCGGGGGGAGGACUGCUUGUCAGACGGCUUGUGAAAGACGUUGCUGGAGUGAACAGGGCAGGAUCCUGGGCAAGUGGGGCAAACAGACGCGUGUAGCAGGCUCUGACGGACUCACCUCGCCAGCCUUAGAAAGCUUUGGAAACCUGCGAGGGGAACUCUCCUUAACUUCUCUUUCUAGAAGUAGCCAUUUACCCUGCGCAGGUCUAGAACGGUAGGGAAAGCUUUUGAACCAUGAUUUCUCUCGAACUCUAUUCGUAAAGCAU